Messenger RNA from Recurvomyces mirabilis, 1302 nucleotides. RefSeq lists its product as uncharacterized. Gene Ontology annotation, cellular component: cytoplasm; nucleus; GID complex. Lineage: Eukaryota; Fungi; Ascomycota; Dothideomycetes; Mycosphaerellales; Teratosphaeriaceae. Gene Ontology annotation, biological process: proteasome-mediated ubiquitin-dependent protein catabolic process. Bases 1 to 1302 code for a protein of 433 amino acids. Gene Ontology annotation, molecular function: ubiquitin protein ligase activity; protein binding. The transcript has a single exon. The record is from RefSeq and is a predicted model, not a curated record.
AUGGAGUCGAUCCUCGCUGCCCACGAAACACUAUCAAGCAAGGCCAACCUCUCCAAAGCUCUCCAAGACGUUGACGCCCUCAUAUCACUCUUGCAAAACGCCCGGGACAACAUAGAGUCGGAUCCCGAUACGACGCCUCUGCACAUUGCAAAGCUCAAAACUCCACUCAAGCAGUCCUUCGACAAAAUCGAUGAUGAUUUGAAGGAAGUGAACAAAGGUCUCAAUCAAUACCAGAAAGCGCUCAAGGACAAGUUCAAGGCUAGCGCUUUACCAACGGCUAGCAUCGGCUCCAAUGCUAGUGAUGGAGCGGCCACGGGUCUGGACAGCCAGAGGAGCCUGGUGGAAAGGGCGAUUGCCAUGCAUCUGCUACGAGAGGGCAAGUUCGACGUCGCUAGUACUUUCGUCAAGGAGGUUAGUGCGCAGGCAGCAGGACAAGACGAUCCUCCUCGAUGGCUAGAGGACUUUGCGGACCAGGAGGGCGGUGAAGACGAGAACAUGGACGAGGAUGAAGAUGGAGAGCUAGAUGAGGAGUUGUAUGGCGAGCUUGGGAGAGGACAUCUGCAGAGGAAGUUUGCUGAGAUGUAUCAUAUACUGGACGCUCUACGGAAUCAGCACAACCUCACACUUGCUAUUGAGUGGGCACGAAACCAUAGCGCAGAACUGGAGGAUCGAGGCAGCAAUCUCGAGUAUGAGUUGAGUAGGCUGAAGUUCGUGGAGCUCUACACAUCUAGUCCCGACGAUGCCAAUACUGCUCUGCUCAAUGCCCUGGACUACGCUCGUGCGACAUUCCCGACCUUCAACUCACGCUAUGCACGGGAGACGGCUGCUCUCGUCACGACACUGGCCUAUUCGACACAACUGGCAGACUCACCAUACUCGCCGCUAUUCAACAACCCUUCAUUAUGGACAUCUACCAGCCAACUAUUUACGCGCGAGUUUACAUCCCUCCUCAACCUGCCAUCCACAUCACCCCUCCGCACAGCUAUUACAGCCGGUGGCCUCGCCCUCCCAAUCCUUCAAAAGGUCGAACGAAUCAUGUCCACCUCCCGCGGUCAAUGGACCAGCGUAAACGAGUUACCAGUUGAAACACCACUGCCCGCCAACUUCAUGUUCCACAGCAUCUUCGUGUGUCCGGUCAGUAAGGAGCAAGGCACGGAUCUGAACCCGCCCAUGAUGUUACCGUGUGGACACGUGAUUGCAAAGGAGAGUUUGGAGGGGACGAGUCGUGGGAAGAGUCGAGUGAAAUGUCCUUACUGCCCUAUUGAGAGUAAGCCUGGAGAGGCGAGGAGGGUGUACAUCUGA